AUGACAAGCCUGGUCAUCUUCGACUUCGAUGGGACGCUGUUCGACACCCACGAGUCGAUUGAACAAUCCAUCAAACUUACCUUCAACGCUCUGCUUCCGGAUCAUGUCCCGCCUCAGUCGGACAUCCACUCGUUGAUAUCCAGCGGAACAGGCCUAUCAGAUACAUUCCGGUCUCUGCACCCCAGUAUCGAAGCCUACUCGGCCGCAGCGGAUGAGUGGACUGCAAAGUAUCGCGAAGUAUACGCUUCUCACGGCCAGCUACUCGUCAGAGCCUUCCCGGGGGCCAGGCAGGUGUUGGAAACCCUGAGGGAGGCCGGUAUCCCCAUCGCUAUCGUGAGCAAUAAGGGCGUUGGUGCCGUCAAGACCGCGCUGGAACGCAAUGGCAUGGGCGGAUACGUGGACGACGACCUGAUCGUAGGGGACAGUACGCCCGGAGCAAAGAAGAAGCCGGACCCUACUAAUUUCACCGAUAUACUGAUACCCACGCUCAAGGCCCGGUAUGGGUUUACCGACGUCGAUAUAGACGCCGGCCGGGUCCUGGUCGUUGGGGAUACGGUGGCGGACAUCCAGUUUGCGAGGAACAUCGGUGGCCGCGCAUGCUGGUGCCGGUAUGGAUUCGGAGACCAGGACGCCUGCAGGAAAAUGGACCCAGAUAUGAUCGUUGACUCCCUGGACGAGGUCGCGGCAAGAGUUCGAUAG
Molecule: messenger RNA, 699 nt
Organism: Microsporum canis CBS 113480
Lineage: Eukaryota; Fungi; Ascomycota; Eurotiomycetes; Onygenales; Arthrodermataceae
Product: pyrophosphatase ppaX
Exons: 1
Coding region: 1-699 (232 amino acids)
Biological process (GO): dephosphorylation; DNA repair
Molecular function (GO): phosphoglycolate phosphatase activity
Source: RefSeq, a predicted model, not a curated record